GAUGGCGUCGUUGUUAAAUCGAUGUUACUACGUUAGCUUUCCACAGUACACGUACAAGUACAGUAUAAACACAUUAUUAAUUCUUCGUGUCAGGAUUAACUCAGGUUAAGCUUCUCGGGCUAGCUUAAGUUGCUAGCUGCAACAAGAAAUAGACGCGGAAGUUAGCAACACAUGCUACGUGUUAUUGUGUGUGAAAAUGUGUAAAGUACAAAUGCUGAGAGCGUUGGUGAAUCAGCGACUAACUGCGGCCGUUGAAGAAAUAUUUGUAGUGUUGGAAAGAACGAUAGCAGAGUACGAGGAGGAACUUUCUCGAACAAAAGAGGAGAACGAGCGACAACGUCAACUACUGGACGCUGUUUUCAAGAAGCCUCAUGAUGUGCCACACAGAGCAGCAGGUGUCAGUGAAGAAGCUCUUUCACCAGAGCAGAAGGCCUGGUACUCCAGGAUAGAUCAGGAGGAGUCCCAUCCCCCCCACAUUAAAGAGGAAGAGGUGGACCACAGUUUCAAUCAGGAAGGAGAAGGGCUUCAGGAGCCCCCAGUGAUGCGUGUCAUCGUGAAGAGUGAAGAUGAUGAAGACAAAGAUGAAAGUGAGGGGAAUAGACAAAUGGAGCCGUCAAGCAGCAGCUCAACUCAACACAUAACAGAAGCUGAUGGAGACCACUGUGGAAGAUCACAAGCAGACUUAGCUCCACUAUCAGAUAGUGAUGACACAACGUCACACUCUCCUGACACUGAUGAUGAAGACUCGAAAGCUGAUAUGACAUGCCAAACUGUCAACACACACUUUAAAUGCUCUCAAUGUGACAAAAGAUUUGGCAAGAAGAGAAAUCUGAAACGACACAUGAGAUGUCACACAUCAGAGAAACCAUUCAUGUGCUCGGAUUGUGGUAAAACAUUCUCUAUAAAGGGACAUUUGAUAAGACACACAAGAACGCACACUGGAGAGAAACCAUUUGUUUGCUCAGUUUGUUGCCAAACAUUCUCUCGCAAGGCAUCUUUGAUCAUACACACAAGAACACACACCGGGGAGAAACCUUUUGCCUGCUCAGUGUGCAGUAAAAGAUUUACUCAUCGCUCGACUUGGAUCAGACACACACGGACGCACACGGGAGAAAAACCAUAUGCUUGCUCUGUCUGUAAUAAAAGAUUCUCUCAAAACGAAUAUUUGAUAGCGCACAAAAGGACACACACGGGAGAGAAACCGUUUCCCUGCGCCGUCUGCCAUACAUAUUUUCGUGAUCGUUCAGCAUUGAGUAAUCACAUGAGAAGACACACCGAUGAGAAGCCGUUUUCCUGCACUACGUGUAACACAAGUUUUCGGGAUCGCUCAUCGUUGAGGAAGCACAUAAAAACACACACCGACAAAAGUAUUUAGUAAUACAGGUGCUCCUCCUUUUAUGACAUUCCGUGUUGCAUCAUUUUGUGCUUAGAAACGCCCUCCUGGUGGAAGAAUACGCAGGCAGAAUAACACAUAGUUGAGUCACUAGAGUGAGGAAGGACGUCUCGUUUGGUCUUUUUAAUUUAACUUUUUUUCCCCUUCAUGGCAUCUCCCAAGGGUGAGGCAGGAGUCUGAUUUUAGUGUGUCAAAGAAAAGGAAAGUGAAAAGUGAAGUGACAUUUGACAUCGUAAGACGCUCAGUUGAGAAGUGGAAAAAUCAACACUGGCUGCAUUCCCCGUUCAAGCCGCUCGAACGCGCCAACCAUCACGAAGGAUUUAGAUGGUAUCCUUGGAAAUGUGAAAGGAUCUGCUCCUUUAGACAUAGACAGUGCCAGCUAAGCAGUGUAGUGGUCUCAUAAUUGAGACUUCCUCCUCGCAGUUAGUCUGUCUCUCCCUCCCUUGUUCAUUGAAGUAUAAUUUAAGCAUAAGUUCUGGCACACACACAAGCAUGUGGUAAAUUGAAGCUGGGGGAUGCUGGUAUGCUAAAGGUGGUUUGCUAUGAUAUGUUGUGAUGUAUGAACAUAGUUUUUGUCCUCCUGUGUUUUCUUGCUGAAAAUAGGUGACUGCAUAACAUAAAAUGUAUCAUGAUGUGUGUUGCGAUUCUUCCUGUGUCCUUGCUGAAGAUUUGGCUGAAGGUUUGCCUGCUGGUAAUAAAACAACUCCUGAGUCCACUUUUCCAGUGGAAUGAAACAAUUUUGGGGGCGAGAUGAGGGUUAUUGAAACGAUAGCCUCAGACAUUUAUGAAUACAACAAUAUAUAAGAGAGAUUUGAAUUGAUUUGAGUUUUUUAUUUGACAUUUAAUGUGGUAAUUACAGGAGUUUUCUAAAUGUUAAUUUGUUUGAAAAUGUAUACUUUGAAACAAUAUUUUGUCCCAGUUUAUUUUUUAUUUAUUUUCGAGCCAAGUACAAUAUUAUAGUAUUUCCGUCCGUAUUUCUCACAUGGUUUAUGUGAAAUGUCCUCCAAUUGUGCAUUUGACAUUUAAUGCAAACAAAACGUCAUACUGCGGAAAUGCGCAUGCGUCGGUCGCCAUUUUAGACUACUAUUUAAAGGUCGCAACGAAAGGCUUGAGGAAAUAAGUUAGCGAGACGACCACUUUGUGACCGCGUUUGUUGUCUUUUCUCCAAACAUUCCGUGUAAGUGAGCAGACAUCGUCCAUUACUGCUAAGACAAAAAUUGUCCCAGAGUCAUUUUGAAGCUUCUCGGGCUAGCUUAGCCUGCGAGUUGCUAACAAAGAGACGCUGAAGUUAGCAACACAUACUGCGCACGCGUGGGUCGCCAUUUUGGGCUACGCGAUUUUUACCGCUUGAGCCUGUUAGCUGCACACAAAGAGACGCGGAAGUUGUCCACACAUCGCCAAGCAGAGAUCGACUGUGAGUCUAACGUGUUGUGUGAAUAUGUGUAAAGUCCGAAUGCUGAGAGCGUUGGUGAAUCAGCGACUAACUGCGGCUGUUGAAGAAAUAUUUGUAGUGUUGGAAAGAACGAUAGCAGAGUACGAGGAGGAACUUUCUCAAACAAAAGAGGAGAACGAGCGACAACGUCAACUAUUGGACGCUGUUUCCAAGAAGCCUCAAUAUUUGUUGCAGAGAACGGAAGUCGGUGAAGAUCUUCCCCCUUGCCCCCUUUACAUUAAGAAGGAAGAGGAGCCCCAGCCCCCUCGCAUUAAAGUGGAAGAGAAGGAGCCACAGCCCCCUCACAUUAAAGAGGAAGAACACCCAGAGCGAGAGCAUUUUGAAGGACUGGAGGAGUUCUCUGUGAAUGGUGUUCCUCUGAAGCAUGAAGAAGAAGCUGAUGGAUCCCACUGUGGAGGAUCACAAGCAGACAACCUCUUAGCUCCACUAUCAGAUGGCGACACGUCAUACUGUCCUGACACUGAUGAUGACAACUCUAAAGCUGAUACGGCUUGUCACACUGACAACACACGCUUUAAAUGCUCUCACUGUGACAAAACUUUUAAUUCCUGUUGUUGUCCCCAAAGACAGAUCAGAAGGCGCACCAAAGAGAAACCAUUCAUGUGCUCAGUUUGUGGAAAAAGAUUUUCUCAUAAGCCGCAUUGGCAAGAACACACAAGAAUACACACUGGGGAGAAACCUUUUGCCUGCUCAGUGUGUGGUAAAAGAUUCACUCAUCGGUCAAAUUGGAUGAGACACACACGAACGCACACAUUAGAAAAAACUUAUGCCUGCUCAGUCUGUAAUAAAAGUUUCUCCCUAAAUGAAUAUUUGAUAGUACACAAAAGAACACACAUGAGAGAGACACCAUAUGGCUGCACUACUUGUGGUAGAGGAUUUUUUAAGAAGUCACGUUUGGAAGAACACACACGAACGCAUACCGGAGAAAAACCUUUUGUCUGCUCAGUUUGUGGCAGUAGAUUCAGUUAUCGGUCAAAUUGGUUGAGACACACGCGAACGCACACGCAAGAAAAACCCUACGCAUGCUCAGUCUGUAAUAAAAGUUUCUCUCAAAAUGAAUAUUUGGUAGUACACCAAAAAACACACACGGGAGAGAAAUUGUUUGCUUGCCCGGUCUGCCAUAUGUAUGCUCAUGAUCGUUCAGCAUUGAGUACUCACAUGAAAACACACACGACCGACGGCGUUCAGUUUAAUACUGAUGAUGUUGAUCCCUGAGGGUACAUUCAAUGCUCACACUGUUGUGUAAAGACUGUGUUGCAUGCAUUAAGACACACACAUGCAUGCGGUGACUGGAAGCUGGAGGAUGUUUGUAUGCUAAUGGUGGU
Dunckerocampus dactyliophorus (ringed pipefish) is the source of this 4171-nucleotide messenger RNA. Its product is annotated as oocyte zinc finger protein XlCOF6.1-like. Lineage: Eukaryota; Metazoa; Chordata; Actinopteri; Syngnathiformes; Syngnathidae. The coding region runs from base 2832 to 4061 and encodes 409 amino acids. Gene Ontology annotation, molecular function: RNA polymerase II cis-regulatory region sequence-specific DNA binding; DNA-binding transcription factor activity. The transcript has 3 exons. Gene Ontology annotation, biological process: regulation of transcription by RNA polymerase II. The record is from RefSeq and is a predicted model, not a curated record.